Molecule: messenger RNA, 3127 nt
Organism: Bufo gargarizans (Asiatic toad)
Lineage: Eukaryota; Metazoa; Chordata; Amphibia; Anura; Bufonidae
Gene: RAD52
Product: RAD52 homolog, DNA repair protein
Exons: 12
Coding region: 56-1369 (437 amino acids)
Biological process (GO): double-strand break repair via homologous recombination; DNA recombinase assembly; mitotic recombination
Cellular component (GO): nucleus
Source: RefSeq, a predicted model, not a curated record
CAGGCACAGGCGGUGGAGACAGCUGUUACAGAGGGAGAGAGGCUGGGGAUUGACAAUGUCUGUGGGUCAGACAGGAGACAGAAUGAAACCAGGGCAGAUGGGAUCUAAUGGAGGUGGAUCUGCAUCUUUCGGACAGCAUAAGUACACUGCAGAGGAAUAUCAAGCCAUACAGAAUGCUUUACGUCAGAAGCUUGGACCAGAAUACAUUAGCAGCAGACAAGCAGGAGGAGGUCAGAAGGUUUGUUACAUUGAAGGACACAGGGUGAUCAGUUUGGCCAAUGAAAUGUUUGGAUACAAUGGAUGGUCCCAUUCUGUAACUCAGCAAAAUGUUGAUUUUGUGGACUUGAGUAAUGGCAAGUUUUACGUCGGAGUGUGUGCUUUUGUUAAAGUCCAGCUAAAGGAUGGCUCUUAUCAUGAAGAUGUUGGGUAUGGUGUCAGUGAAGGGCUGAAGUCUAAAGCUCUUUCUUUAGAGAAAGCACGGAAGGAGGCUGUAACAGACGGGCUGAAGAGAGCACUCAAGUGCUUUGGAAAUGUUCUUGGAAACUGUAUAAUGGACAAGGAUUACUUACGUGCUGUGAAUAAACUUCCAAAACUGCCUCAAGGUGAGCUGGAUUUGGCUCAAACAAAGCGUAAGGACUAUGAUGUUACACUUGAAAAGGCACGGUAUAAUAGUUUCCUUCAAGAACAGAAAACUGUAGACAGAACACAUCAGGAUCCAGCAGCCCUGGAAAAUACCAGAGGCAGUGACCAGUCUCCUACCAAACUACAUCAAGAGGAUUAUACAAAGAUUCAUAGUGAAAACAACCUUAGUGGCUCCAGUUCUGGAUUUGGAUCAGCAGGUCUUGUAGUUCAGCCAGGGAUGGAUGCCACAUAUCAACGUAAACUGCGUCAAAAGCAGCUGCAGCAGCGAUUCCGUGAAGAGAUGGAGAAAAAGCAGUUACGGAAUUCGACGACCUCUGCAGACCUAGGACAAGGUGGAAUAUCUAAUGUUCAAAGGGUUCCCCCUGUAGGUCACAGCACCCCAGCAUCAGUGCAGAACGUACCUACAACACUGGAUGAGUAUCUGGCAGAUGAUCCGGAGCUUUGGGACAUCCCAUUAGACUCUAUAGAAGUUGACAGUUUCUCCAAAGAAACUGUACACACAUCAGCUCCAACCUCCCUGUCCAGACCUGCAACCCCACUAGGACACCAUCAGAUGCUGACACGGAGCAAAACACCCCAGAGACCAAACAAUGAGCGUCAGCCCAUGAGAACGAUGGCAUGGAACCAAACACUAGGGAACACAACUGGACAGCACCGAACAGAUAAAAGCCCGCAGCAUUACAACCAGGGUAUUUACAUGAAGAAGAGGAAGCUUGACCCAUCAUGACUGAAAUCUUCACUGCGGUUCUGUUCAUCACACUCCUGUUAUCCAUGGUCUUGGGCUCUCCUAUGGAGCAAUGCUGCUGUUCACUGCUAACCUCUUACAGUAAUAUGGAUUGUUGAAUUCUACAUAUGAGGAACUUGUGCUGUCUUGCAGAAGAACUGAGAUUUCUCACAUAAAGGAUUGUGAUGGAUGUUCAAAUGUUUUUUAUUAAAUUGUUUUUAAUAUGAACAUCUUAUUAUCGUUUAAUAAAACAUAUGCCAUAUUUUAUUUAGAGGGCUUCUGUCACCAGAUUUAUAGCCGUAACACAAUACAUGAGGCAUUUGCGCUGGUCAGCAGAUGCUUAAUGUAUUGGUCCCACCCUCAUCUGUGCCAGAAUUUAGGCAAAACAUUGUUUUAAUUUAUGUAAAUGAUCCUGUAGGAGCAACAGGGCUGUUACGCAUAUUGGUUCAACGCUCUUUGUGAUUGCUGUGCCGUCUGCACUCUGAUUAACCGGGCCCUGACAUGAUGACGAUUUUACUGCCUGCGGUAUGAGUAGAGCCUCUAGGUGUAACUGUAAUGCCCCCGUUGCUCCCCGUUUGCUGAAACUCAGGCACAUAUGAACAUGGGAUCAACACAGAUGCCUUCAGCUGCCAAACGCACAUGUAAGGCUACAUGCACACAACAGUGAAAAAUGGACAUGUGAUGUACAAUUUUUUAACGCCCAUCACACAUCCGUUUUAAGACCAAUGGUAGUCUAUGGGUUUAUUCACACGGCAGGUUUUUUUUACGGUCAGUGAAUACCGGACAUAAAAAAAUAGAACAUAUUCUAUCUUGUCCGUUUUUCACUGACUGACCGCCCCCAUACACUUGAAUUGGUCAAUUUUUAACGUCCGUUUCUCAGUAAGGAAUCAGUGAAAAAAGAUGUAUGUAAAAAUGGACAGUAUAUUUGUUUUUAACUGAUGUUUUUGUCGUGUACAUGUAGCCUAACAGGUUAGCCUCUUUUACUUCUAUAAAUCUGGUGCCGGAAGCCCUUUAAAUAGUCACUUAACUUUGAUACCUUUUAUAUAUUUCUACAUAAAAUGUUUUGUGUCUUCUCUUAAUCUGUGUUAUGACCGUUAUUGAUAAUAAAAAAAAGGUGAACUGUAUUCGUGUCAUGUCUACACUGUAUAACGCUGAAAAAGUUUAAAGAGAACCUAUCACCAUUAAAGUGCAGAGUACUCUGCAGGUGGCAUGUUACAGAACAGGAGGAGCUGAGUAGGUUGGUAUAUACUUUAAGGCUACUUUCACACUAGUGUUUCUAUUUUCCGGUAUUGAGAUCCGUCAUAGGGUCUUAAUACUAGAAAGAAAAGCCCAUCACACAUCACACAUCCGUUUUAAGACCAAUGGUAGUCUAUGGGUUUAUUCACACGGCAGGUUUUUUUUACGGUCAGUGAAUAACGGACAUAAAAAAAUAGAACAUAUUCUAUCUUGUCCGUUUUUCACUGACUGACCGCCCCCAUACACUUGAAUUGGUCAAUUUUUAACGUCCGUUUCUCAGUAAGGAAUCAGUGAAAAAAGAUGUAUGUAAAAAUGGACAGUAUAUUUGUUUUUAACUGAUGUUUUUGUCGUGUACAUGUAGCCUAACAGGUUAGCCUCUUUUACUUCUAUAAAUCUGGUGCCGGAAGCCCUUUAAAUAGUCACUUAACUUUGAUACCUUUUAUAUAUUUCUACAUAAAAUGUUUUGUGUCUUCUCUUAAUCUGUGUUAUGACCGUUAUUGAUAAUAAAAAAAAAGGUGAACUGUA